Messenger RNA from Bipolaris oryzae ATCC 44560, 672 nucleotides. RefSeq lists its product as uncharacterized. The coding region runs from base 1 to 672 and encodes 223 amino acids. Lineage: Eukaryota; Fungi; Ascomycota; Dothideomycetes; Pleosporales; Pleosporaceae. The transcript is spliced from 2 exons. The record is from RefSeq and is a predicted model, not a curated record.
AUGCCUCCAAUCCUCACUCAAUCCUCACCCGAACCCCAUGAAUCAAUCGACGCCAUCUUGAUGCUCAAUACCUGCAACCUACCCAUCAUCACCCCCUGCUCCGCCACCCUCAACCCCCACAGCUUCGCGCUCCCAAACCUCUUCCACCUCCUCACCUGUGGCCACAUCGUCACAAUCGACGACACCGACCGGCGCUGUGCCCAUAACUGCCACCGCACCACCGCCACUACCUCGCGCCCCAGCGAAUUCCCAGAGCCACAAUACACAAACAGCGCCGAUGAAAUCACCUUCACCGAUACAGCUACCAACAUCUACCCUGACACCCUCUACUGCGAAGUCUGCACCGGAAUCCCAUUCGAUAGGUACUACAUCAUGUUUCCUCCCCCCGGCCCUUCUCUUCUGCGCCGUUGUCUAGCGCUCUCCCGGGCUAUCAUUGCGGCUACGAUGAUCCUUCCCGCGCUGGCGGUAGACGAGAUUUUGUGUCCUGUGUUGUACGUGCCGGGACACGUGCCGCAUGAGUUGAGGUGUGGGCAUAGGGUUUGGUGCAUGCUGGAGAGGUGGUGCGGGGUUAAUUGUAGUGAUUGUAGGGAGGGGAGAUGGAAGGGGUUGGAUGCGGUGGUUUGUGAGGAGUGCGUGGGGAGGGGGGAAAGGGUGUAUGAGCGGUAUUGGUAG